AUGGUCACAACCCGCUCACUACGCUCACGGACGGUAUCAUACUCACUAACACAGCCCGUACAACGGAUACGGAGUAAUAAAUUAAACUAUCGCCAGACCAAACCGUACUCGCGUAAUAACACGAAGAAAGCAGACUCAAUUCAAGUAGAAGUUCUGAUUCCAUCGAUCGUACACACACAGUCAAACACCUAUCAAUGCGCCCGCGAACGACUGGCACCCUCGUCAAACCCAGAUUCACUUCCCUGUCGUGAGAACGAAUUUAAUAUGAUUAUGGGAUAUGUCGAGUCUGCAAUCAAAGAGCAGAUGGGAUGUUGUGUUUAUGUCUCGGGCGUUCCUGGCUCGGGUAAAACAGUUACGGUAAACGAAGUGAUAAGGAGUCUGCAGAAAAAGGUCGCGAAUGAGUCACUUCCCCCUUUCCAAUAUGCUCAAUUAAAUGGAAUGAAACUAACCGAUCCCACUCAAGCCUAUGUUCACCUGUGGCAGGCUAUGACAGGAAAAAAAGUAACCGCAUCGCAUGCAUGCUCGUUGUUAGAACACACUUUUAAUUCAGACAAGAAGAGCGAAUCAAUGUGUGUUUUGAUGAUGGAUGAACUCGAUUUGCUAGUGACGAAAAAUCAGAGAGUUAUGUAUAAUUUAUUUAAUUGGCCAAGCCUACCGUGUUCGCGACUGGUAGUAAUCGCUGUAGCCAACACGAUGGAUCUUCCCGAGAGAAUAUUGACUAACCGAGUGUCAAGCAGGUUAGGUCUUAAUCGUGUUAAUUUCCAACCAUAUGCGUUCCAGCAGUUGAUGAUAGUAGUUCAAUCUCGAUUGAAGGGUAUGGGUGUAUUCAAUAAAGAUGCAGUUGAAUAUGCGGCAAGAAAGGUUAGCGCUGUGUCUGGAGAUGCAAGGAGAGCAUUAGAGAUCUGCCGACGUGCCGUCGAGAUAAUAGAAUCCAAGAAGACGUCACGGGAACACUCUAAAUCUAACGCGCAAGUUACAAUCGGUAUCAUUGAGCAGGUGGUAAAGGAGAUGUCGUCAUCACCGACGAUUGCAUUCGUUAGUAAUGCGUCCAUACAUCAGAAGAUAUUCUUAUGGUCAUUGCUACAACGCACGCGAGUCACGGGAUUGGCUGAAGUCGAACUUGGCGAGGUCAUCGCACAACACAAUCAAAUGAGUCGGCUGCACAACAUCGAAACACUGUCUGUGAAUGACUUAUUAAGCAUCUGUUCUAUAUUAGCAUCACUGAUGUUAAUCGAGACCAAUGGUAAUAGUAUAGACAUUCGCACUAUUAUUAGGCUCAAUAUUAGUGAAGAAGAUCUGAUAAUGACAUUUAGGAAUGAUGCAUUCUUUAAGAAUAUCACCGUAUGA
Molecule: messenger RNA, 1347 nt
Organism: Paraglomus brasilianum
Lineage: Eukaryota; Fungi; Glomeromycota; Glomeromycetes; Paraglomerales; Paraglomeraceae
Source: the annotation of a GenBank genome assembly